This is a messenger RNA of Henningerozyma blattae CBS 6284, 777 nucleotides long. It is a transcript of the gene GIR2, whose product is annotated as Gir2p. Gene Ontology annotation, molecular function: protein binding. The record is from RefSeq and is a predicted model, not a curated record. The transcript has a single exon. Bases 1 to 777 code for a protein of 258 amino acids. Lineage: Eukaryota; Fungi; Ascomycota; Saccharomycetes; Saccharomycetales; Saccharomycetaceae. Gene Ontology annotation, biological process: cytoplasmic translation.
AUGAAUUAUGAAGAAGAACAAGUUCAAGAACUGGAAGUUUUACAAUCUAUUUAUCCUGAUGAAUUUACAAUUUUAAAUGAAACAUACCCAAAUAUCCAUUUCCAAAUUGAUAUUAAAUUAGAAUUAGAUACUGAAAUUGAAUUGAAAAAAGAACAUAUAAUUUCCGUUGAUAUUCAAUUACCAGAGACAUACCCUGAUGUUGCACCAAUUUUAUCAUUAGACCCACAAGAAAUAUCUUUAAAAGAAGAAGAAUCUGAUUCUGAAUCUGAAGAUGAAGAUGAAGUUGAGUUUGAUGAACAUGGUAAUAUAGUAAUUAGCAAAGUUCAAGAUUUUGGUUCCAAGAUUCACUUUAAAGAUCAUGUUAACGAACUUCUUGUUACUAUUGAGGAACAAAUAGAAACUGAUAUGCUAAUUGGGAUGCAAAUGUGUUUUGCAUUAAUAUCUACAAUAAAAGAGAAUUGUGAACAAUGGUUCCAAGAUGAAUUGAAGACAUUAGAAAAAGCUUGGGAAAGAGAAACCGAAAAACGUGAACAAGAAGAACAAGCAAAAUUUAAUGGUACAAAAGUUACUAAAGAAUCAUAUUUAGAAUGGAGAGCUGCAUUUAGAAAUGAACUUAAAAUUGAUGAAAGAGAUAACAUUAGAAGAUUAAAAGCUCAUAAUGAUAAACUUACAGGUAAACAAAUGUUUGAACAAGGUGUUGCUGGUACAAUAGAAGAUGAAUUAGAGAUCAAUAAUAACGAUGAAUUAUCUGAAUCUAUGGAAAAAAUACAAUUAUGA